Messenger RNA from Australozyma saopauloensis, 1329 nucleotides. RefSeq lists its product as uncharacterized. The transcript has a single exon. The coding region runs from base 1 to 1329 and encodes 442 amino acids. The record is from RefSeq and is a predicted model, not a curated record. Gene Ontology annotation, biological process: transcription by RNA polymerase II. NCBI's taxonomy places the organism in Eukaryota, Fungi, Ascomycota, Pichiomycetes, Serinales, Metschnikowiaceae.
AUGGACUUAAUUGGAGAGAUUGUGGAGAGAAAGCCGGCCCAGGCUAAUGCCCCAGUAAUUGAGAAUGCUUCCAAGUUAACCGGGUUUCCCAAAUUGGAGAAAAUAGACUUCAGAGCGAAGAAGUCGAGAUUCAGAUCUACAGCUAAGAAGGCCCCAAAAGUGGUGGAGCCAGAGCCGGAAAUUUCGGAAGCGCAACGAAUCCAUCAAGAGAAUAUGGACAAAAUCUCCCUGUUGACUAUCGACGAGAUCACAGCAGAGAAAGAGGAACUUCUCGCAUCUCUUGAUCCAAAACUUCUUCAGACUCUUCUUCAAAGAACAGAGGCAAGACAGAAUACGGAUUCAGCACAUUCUCAUCAUGUACAUGCAGAGGGUCAUGAUGGAUGGAUUGGAGGAGGAAGAGAUGGCUCUUCUAUGCCAAAGCUUGAUGACGCCGAUGUGAAAAGAGCCUUGGGAGUGAAAACGGUUCAAUUCGCUGAAGAAGAUAACAAGGUUUUUCCUGCAACUGAAGAGAUUGCUGUUGAGUCCAAUGUAGCUGAAGCCGGCGAUGAAGAAGAUGAUGAGAUCGCACCAGAAGGUUACCAAAUCAUUGAAGAAGAGCCUGCUCCUCAGGAGUUCAAUGUGCACUUUCCGAAACCAAAGACAGCCACUGAGGAUCCUGAUCUAGACCUUAAUGAUCCCAAGUUCUUUGAUCAACUUCACGAAAAGUAUUUCCCGGACUUCCCCAAAGAGACUAGUAAGUUGGCAUGGAUGACUACGCCAAUGCCUAAACGCAAGAUCAAUGUUUAUGAAUCCAUAAGCGACAUGAGGUUUGAUUUUAAGGGAAAUUUAGUCGAACUAGAUGAUAAAUCUCAGGAUGUUCCUACGUACAUGGGACUCCAUCACCAUUCAGACAAUCCACAGUUGGCUGGCUACACUAUCCCAGAGUUGGUACACUUCUCGCGCUCAGUCGUUCCAACGCAGCGCUGUUUGGGUAUACAAGUCUUGGGAAGAAUUCUACACAAGCUUGGACUACAUAAAUACAACAUCAUUCCAAUGAGUGCAAAUGAUCAAGAAGACGACAACUCGGAGUUUGCAGAGGAAGUUAAAGAGUUCCGCAAUCAAUUUGAGGACCUUGUAUGGGACCUUCUUGAUCAAGUCAGGGCCAUUGACUCAAUCACAGAGGCUAGUGAUGAGACAAAGACGAAGAACCUCUCGGUUAGAAACUAUGCCUUGGAAGCCUUGUGGCUUUGGAAACAAGGUGGAGGUAGACUCUGGCGCGAGGCAAAAACAGAGGAGGAAAAGCUCUUUGAACAAAUGCAAAAGGAACAGUUUGCGAAUAGCAAUGUCUAA